This is a messenger RNA of Populus trichocarpa (black cottonwood), 1098 nucleotides long. RefSeq lists its product as uncharacterized. The record is from RefSeq and is a predicted model, not a curated record. Lineage: Eukaryota; Viridiplantae; Streptophyta; Magnoliopsida; Malpighiales; Salicaceae. Bases 209 to 730 code for a protein of 173 amino acids. The transcript is spliced from 3 exons.
CCUCAAAUAAUAAUAAUUAUAAAAAAAAACAACCCACAGACAAAACAGUAAGGAUUAGUAGAUUCAUUUUCCUUGAUUCAGCCUCAGCUAUCAAUCAAUGCAUCCACGUUAAAUAUAGAUAGAUCAUCAUUAGAUCUCUCUCACUUUCUCUCAAGACAUAGAAGCUGACAGCACCACGCAUACUGUGUACUUGAUACGAGAAAGAGAGAUGUCAAGGAGAUCAGGGACUUGCUUGAGGUGUUGUUUGGUCUUUUUUGCAGUUAUUUCAGCUUUAGGUGUGUGUGGUCCUGCUUUAUACUGGAGAUUCAAGAAGACUGUUGGAUUUCCUGAUUCUAAAACCUCUUCUUGUCCUCCUUGCAUCUGUGACUGCCCCCCUCCUUUGUCUCUUCUCAAGAUUGCUCCUGGGUUGGCCAACCUUUCAGUCACAGAUUGUGGAAGUAAUGACCCCGAUCUCAAAACGGAGAUGGAGAAGCAAUUUGUGGACCUUCUAACAGAGGAGUUGAAAUUGCAAGAGGCUGUUGCUCAAGAGCAUGCUCAUCACAUGAACAUCACGCUUGGUGAAGCAAAAAGGGUGGCAUCCCAAUACCAGAGGGAGGCAGAAAAAUGCAAUGCUGCCACUGAAACAUGCGAGGAGGCAAGAGAGCGGUCUGAAGCAUUGCUGAUUAGAGAGAGGAAAGUUACUUCCUUAUGGGAGGAACGGGCCCGCCAACUGGGCUAUGAAGGAGAGUAAUUGUUAUACAGUUGAUAUUUGAGUAUUUACAUGAAUCCUUCUAUCAUUAGCGUUCUUACUAGCAGGCGCAAUCAAAUUGACUGGGAUCUUCACUUUCUGCGCAAUCAAAUUGAUUGGGAUCUUCACUUACUCUGUCACUCGCAAAUUGGUUCAGUUUUCUUGUGAAGGCAUGCAAAUGGUAUGUAUCUAUCGAUUUUCACCAGUAAUCUUUACCUGCUCUGGAUCUACCAGCUCAACCAUUAUUUCUAGUGCUCUCUUAAUGAGUUACUUGAUACUGUGCUAUACUGCUAUGCAUGAUGUAAUGAACAUGAUUUUACAAGGCUUGUUUUGUUACCUUGAUAUAAACUUCCUGGACCACUUAAUCUCCA